GUAUAUAUGUAUCUCUAAGCCUCCUGUAGUUAUUGCUUUACAAUGCAGAGUUGCAUAUAUAUUGACUUUGUUUUUGUUUUGCACCCUUCUAGGUGAAUGGCGGGGCGAGCGGACCAAGUGUGGGAGCAUGGAGAGAAGAUAGGCUCCGGCUGGAAGUGCAAGUAUUGCCGUGAGGCAAAGGCUGGUGGAGGGGCAACAAGGCUAAAGGAGCAUUUGGCCCACCGAGGUAACGAUGUGAAGGACUGUCCUUCAGUCCCUAAAGAGGUGAAGGCUUUCUUUGCCCGUGAACUUGACAAGAUAAAGGAGAGAAAGAGGGAAAGGGAGCGACAAAGGCAUAGAAGCACAGCGGCAGCUAGAACUCAGUACGUUGACCUAGAAAAUGAGGACGAUGAUCCUGAAUUACAAGCUGCCAUCCAUCAAUCAAGGGAGGAGUAUGAGUUCAGAGAAAGAGCUGGUGCACGAUACGAGAGGGGUGGUGGCUCUGGAUCGGGCCAAGCGGGACCGCUCCCUAGGAUGUUAAGAAGGAGUCAGACACAAGUGCCAGAGCGGGUAAAGGACUACCAUCUUGCUUCUAGCUCUGGACCGCGCCAACAAAGGAUAGAUACGGGUCCUUGGACCAGCAAGGGGAGGAAUGCAAAGCAAAUUCUUGGGAGGGCAUGGGCGAAGGCAUGCCAUGCCAUUGGUAUACCUGGUAGGAAAGUAGAUGACCCGUACUUUAGGGCGGCCAUCAUAGAGACGCAGAAACAAGGUACAGGGAUCGCAAUACCAAUUGGAAGGGACAUUGAUGGAAAGUACUUGCAAGAAAAUGUGAACGAGAUUAAAAAAGAGAUGGAGAAGUGGAGGCGAUUUUGGCCUGAGUAUGGUGUCACUAUCAUGUGCGAUUCGUGGACGGGCCCUACUCGCAAGAGUGUCAUCAACUUCUUGCUUUAUUGCAAUGGGACUAUGUAUUUUUGGAAGUCUAUUGAUGCGACUGGAGUAUCACAGGACCAUCAAUUCAUACUGAAGGAGAUCAAGAAAGUAGUGAGCCAUGUGGGGCCAGAGAAUAUUGUUCAGAUCGUCACGGAUAAUGGCUCCAAUUACAGGAAGGCAUGUAAGCUGCUGAGUAAUGAGUUUCGGCAUAUCGCGUGGCAGCCAUGCCUUGCACACACGAUUAACCUCAUGUUGAAGGACAUUGGAAAGUGGCCUGAACAUGAAGCAAUGAUUGAGAGUGCCCAAAAAAUUUGCAGUUGGUUCUACAACUCAAACAGUUUGCACCACAUGAUGAAGACUGCCAUUGGUGGCGAGUUAGUAAAAUGGAAUGCAACAAGAUUCGGAACGAACUACAUGUUUCUUGAGAGCUUUCUUAGGAAAAAGGAUCAGUUUAUGGCAUGGAUGGUCUCUGCAGAGUUUAGAGCAACACGCCAUUUUGAUUCUCCUGCCGGUAGGUAUGCAUUCAACAACUUGACAACACUUCAAUGGUGGGACAGCAUGCAGAGUGUUCUAGAUGAUGUCGAGCCUCUAUAUAUGUUCUUGAGAUUUGCUGAUCAAGACAAGGUUCCAACUUUAGGUGAAGUGCUCAUGGAGUACCAACACUGUAGGCAGACAUAUGCAAGCAAAUUUUCAAAUGAUGGUGCCCGAUUUGACAAGAUCACGGAUGUUAUCACUUCAAGGCUAGCUACUGUAAUGUUGGGCACAUAUGUGCAGACUGCUUGUGCCUUGCAUCCAUACGUCAAUUAUGCUGUCGGGACGACGGCAGAUGUUUUGGAAGAUCUUCGAAAGGGACUUGAAAGGAUGUUUGACACUAGCACAGCGGCAGCUGCACUCCAUGAGUAUGAGUUAUUUAGAAACAAGGCUGGUCAGUUCUCAGGGGACCUUACUAGGAGAAUGGCGGUUGAUCGAAGCACAUCACCAUCUAGCUGGUGGUCCAUGUUUGGCUCAGAUACGCCAAACCUUCAAAGAGCGGCAACACGGCUUCUCUCCCAAUGUGUAUCAUCCAGUGGCUGUGAACGAAAUUGGAGUACGUUUGCAUUCAUCCACACAAAGCUUCGUAACAGACUCAGCUAUAGCAAGCUACAUGAUUUAGUGUUUGUAAACUACAAUCUCCGACUCCGUAUCCAACGUGCAUCAGCCACCGUAGAGCCAAGUGAAUAUGAUCCUGCUAGCAGUUUCAUGGACCUCUCAUUGUAUAGGCAACAUAGCGCUAUUCGGGAGUGGAUGGAGAAAGGGAGAUCCAAUGGACCACCCACUCUGGAUGAGGAUUCUGAUUAUAGUGACUCUCCAAUCCCUAGUCAGAUGUUCACCUCCCUAGCGCAUGAUGGUGAUGAAUCACCAUUGGAUGUUACUGGUUGGGCGGAGAAGAAUAUAGGCGACACCCAUUUUGGAAAGAGAAAGUCUAAAGUUGGCCCGGCUCAAAAACAAAGAAAAAAAUGUAGAAGAAAUGACGAAGAGGAAGAGGAAGAAAUUAGAAGUGAGGACACUACGCCUGAGCCAACGGGUGAUGACUACAAUGAAAAUGACAAUGAUGACGACGAUGACGACGACACCGAUGAUGGUGGCAGUGGUGGUGGUGAGACAGCCAGAGGGACUAGUGCGGUUGGAGGGAGCAGCGGUGGCCAUUCAGGUGGAAGGCCUAUUAGAUUUACUGGAGAGAGCCAUUUCACACAUGCCACACAGGAUGAAGACCAUGGAGCACCCACUUCACAGAGACAGACUAGAAGCUACCGAAGACAAUCCACACCCCAUGAAUAUGAUAGCUCUAGCUCUCUUAGCUCCACCAGUAGCUACCCUGCCGUACCAUCAUACCCAUAUCCAUACCCACAGCCAUACCCAUACCCACAGUCGUAUCCAUACCCUCCACCAGAUCCAUACGCACAACCUUAUGACCCUCGGCUGCACUCAUUGCAUAUCAUGUAUGACUAUCUGUCUGGGGCACAUCAUGAGUACAAGGAAGCUGAAUGA
This is a messenger RNA of Panicum virgatum (switchgrass), 2937 nucleotides long. RefSeq lists its product as uncharacterized. Gene Ontology annotation, molecular function: protein dimerization activity; DNA binding. The transcript has 3 exons. Bases 97 to 2937 code for a protein of 946 amino acids. The record is from RefSeq and is a predicted model, not a curated record. Lineage: Eukaryota; Viridiplantae; Streptophyta; Magnoliopsida; Poales; Poaceae.